AUGUGUCUUUCUCAUGUUGAGGAGUGCUGACCAGUGGCCAUGGCUCAGUUUGGGCAGGUUUUGGCUGAAAUAGGUGAAUUUGGUCGCUUCCAGGUACAGAUAUUGAUCUUGGUGAGUGUCCCCAGCUUCCUGUUUUCCUUCUUUGUCUUUGGCCAGGUUUUCAUGGUCCUGGAUGAGGCCCACCACUGUUCGGCGGCCUGGGUCCAGAACCACACUUUGAACCUGAGUGCUGCUGAGCAGCUGGCCCUGAGUGUCCCUCUGGAUGUGGCAGGCCAGCCCGAGUCCUGCCUCAUGUUCCGGCCACCCCCUGCCGACGCCAGCCUGGAGGACAUCCUCAGCCACCGCUUCAAUGAGACACAGCCCUGUGAAGCUGGCUGGGACUACCCUGAGGGCAGGCCCCCUUCCCUACUGAAUGAGUUCAACCUGGUUUGUGAUCGGAAGCAACUGAAGCAGACCUCACAGUCAGUGUUCAUGGCUGGAUUCCUUGCUGGGGCCAUCAUCUUCGGGCCCCUGAGCGACCGGAUUGGCCGAAGAGCCUGUAUCCUGCUGCAGCUGCUGCUGAUUGCCAUCGUGGGCCUGGCCACAGCCUUUGUGCCCAGCUUUGAGCUCUACAUGGCCUUUCGCUUUGCUGUGGCCAUAGCUAUUGCUGGAUGUUUGUUAACCACCGUUGCCCUGAUUUCAGAGUGGGUUGGGCCCUCGUGGAGGACUCGUACAGUGGCUGUGAUACAGGCUAUGGCUGCCCUGGGGCAGAUGGUUCUAGCUGGACUCGCCUAUGGUGUCCCAAACUGGAGAUUCUUGCAAAUUGCUGUCUCUGCUCCUACCUUCCUGCUCUUCUUCUACUUCUGGCUUCUACCAGAAUCUGCACGGUGGCUCCUCAUCCGGGGGAAGACAGAAGAGGCCAAACAACUGGUCAUGAAGGCAGCCUCAGUCAACAAGCGCAAGCUCUCCCCAGAGCUCCUGAGCCAGCUGGUCCCAGAGGAGCAAGCCUGCAAAGGGAAUGCCUUAGACCUUUUCAAGCAUCCCCAUCUCCUGAAGGUGACCCUGAUUCUCACCUGUGUCUGGUUUGUGGACAGCCUGGUGUACUAUGGCCUUAGCUUCCAAGUGGGUGAAUUUGGCCUUGACAUCUACCUGACACAGCUGAUAUUUGGAGUAGUUGAAGUGCCUGCCCGCCUUUUGAGCAUCUUCAUGAUGGAGAGGUUGGGUCGCAAGUGGAGCCAGUCCGGGACUCUGAUUGUGGGUGGUGUCAUGUGUAUCAUCAUUGCCUUCAUCCCUUCAGAUCAGCCUGUGGUGGUCACUGUGCUGGCUGUGGUGGGAAAGUUUGCCAUGGCUGCCAGCUUUACCAUCUCCUACGUGUAUACUGCUGAGCUCUUCCCCACCAUUAUCCGACAAACAGGAAUGGGGCUGGUGAACAUCUUCUCAAGGAUUGGGGGCAUCCUUACACCACUUAUCCUCCUGCUGGAGGUCUACCAUGAGUCCAUCCCUAUGCUCAUCUAUGGCUGCACCACCAUCGUAGCAGGGGUGCUCUGUGUCCUGUUGCCUGAGACCCGUGGCCAGAGCCUGAGGGACACCAUCCAGGACCUGGACCAGCAGCCCUACCGAGGGCGAACAGCUUGUUGCUUCUGAUGCCCAGAUCCAUCAAUACAGAGACUUCAGGAAAACCAAAAGAGAUCACAGAAAAACCUUCUAACGUAAGG
Molecule: messenger RNA, 1694 nt
Organism: Octodon degus (degu)
Lineage: Eukaryota; Metazoa; Chordata; Mammalia; Rodentia; Octodontidae
Product: solute carrier family 22 member 13-like
Exons: 10
Coding region: 40-1623 (527 amino acids)
Biological process (GO): transmembrane transport
Cellular component (GO): membrane
Molecular function (GO): transmembrane transporter activity
Source: RefSeq, a predicted model, not a curated record